Ostrea edulis (European flat oyster) is the source of this 1594-nucleotide messenger RNA. RefSeq names its product splicing factor 3A subunit 2-like. Lineage: Eukaryota; Metazoa; Mollusca; Bivalvia; Ostreida; Ostreidae. The coding region runs from base 581 to 1243 and encodes 220 amino acids. The record is from RefSeq and is a predicted model, not a curated record. The transcript is spliced from 2 exons.
UCCUUUCAUCCACUUUUCUUUCUCUCCCCUCUCUCUCCCUAUUCCUUUCUCUCUAUAUCCUUUCUCCUCUUCCUUUCCUUUACCAUCGAUCCCGCCACUUUCUCCCCGUCCCUUCUGCUGUUCAGUCACGAGUCACGAUGCCAACGACACCGACCUAGUCCUGUGACCUAGUACAGGAUUUUCAAAUCGGGUUCAACAAACAUUUUGAAAUCGGGAUCGGUCACUGGAUAUUUCGAGAUUCUGCCUGCUGCUCGCGGGAUUUUCAAGUUUAGAGGACUAUGAUUUCCAUAGGCCUAUGAUAGGGCAUGUAUAGUUCUGUAAACUACAAAAAAAAAAAAAAAAAGAACGGAACAUUGUGAGAUGGCGAAUUUUAGCUUACUUUAUCCUUCACUUCAGAAUAUGUUAAUUUGUUGGUGACUCCUUUGAUGGCAUACAUGUGUCCUAAGAGGUCAUCAGUACUCAGUACACCAUAUAUGUACCUCAACAAGAGGUCCCAUACAUAGAUGAACCAGCUUUUUGAAUGUUGACUUUCCAUAACUAUUUGAUGAGACACAACGUCGAUUGCUGAUAGAAUACUGAAAUGAUUGGGGUAGGAAGGUCUGUAUAUGUGACAUUGAUGUUUACAUUUGCGAUGGCUGUCCAGCUGCCUCCUAGUGUCAAGGAGUAUGGCUUCCCAGUGUCCAGAAGUGUGGCCUCCCAGUGUCUAGGAGUGUUGCCCCCCAGUGUCCAGAAGUGUGUCCUCCCAGUGUCCAGGAGUGUGGUCUCCCAUUGUCCAGGAGUGUUGCCCCCCAGUGUCCAGGAGUGUGGCCCCCCAGUGUCCAGGAGUGUGGUCUCCCAUUGUCCAGGAGUGUGGCCCCCCAGUGUCCAGGAGUGUGGCCCCCCAGUGUCCAGGAGUGUGACCUCCCAUGUCCAGGAGUGUGUCCUCCCAUUGUCAAGGAGCAUGGUCUCCCAGUGUCCAGGAGUGUUGCCUCCCAGUGUCCAGAAGUAUGACCUCCCAUUGUCCAGGAGUGUGGCCUCCCAGUGUCCAGGAGUGUGGCCUCCCAAUGUCCAGGAGCAUGGUCUCCCAGUGCCCAGGAGUGUGAUCUCCCAGUGUCCAGGAGUGUGGCCCCCCAGUGUCCUGAAGUAUGACCUCCCAGUGUCCAGGAGUGUGGCCUCCCAGUGUCCAGGAGUGUGGCCUCCCAAUGUCCAGGAGCAUGGUCUCCCAGUGCCCAGGAGUGUGGCCCCCCAGUGUCCAGAAGUGUAGCCUCCCAGUGUCCAGGAGCAUGACCUCCAAGUGUCCAGGAGUGUGGUAUCCCAUUGUCCAGAGGUGUGGCCUCCCAGUGUCCAGAAGUGUGACUUCCCAGUGUCCAGAAGCAUGGUCCCCCAGUGUCCAGGAGUGUUGCCCCCCAGUGACCAGGAGUGACCUCCCAGUGUCCAGGAGUUUGGCCUCCCAGUGUCCAGAAGUAUGACUUCCCAGUGUCCAAGAGUGUUGCCUUCCAGUGUCCAGAAGUGUAGCCUCCCAGUGUCCAGGAGUGUGACCUCCCAGUGUCCAGGAGUAUGACCUCCCAGUGUCCAGGAGUGUGACCUCCCAAUGUCCAGGAGCAUGGUCCCCCAG